AUGGCCAAUGUCACCAUGAAACAGUCGGCUGAGCUUGACGCCAUAAUGUCUCUCCCUGGCAGGUAUGAAAUUAUAUCCCUAAUCUGGGCUUUCCUCCUCGACCCAGCGCUGCAAGGAGCUACCGAGUUGAAGGUGUACUUAGUUGGUGGUCAAGGGCAGGUGGUUGGGGAUCCAAAAUAUUUCAGAGUUCAGAUUUCUUAUUACUUACCCUUAGUGGGGUUUCUGGGUUUUAAUUCAAUUGGGUUUUUUCCUGCACUGAUGGCACCUUUGAGAGGAAACAAAAAGAAAAGGAAGGUCGAGAAUAAGGAUGAAGAAAACUCUUUGGUUUCUGGGUCUUCAGAAGACGGCUCUUCUAGCUGGUGGAAUGCUUUCUCAAAGAAAAUUUCUGGUAGUCCAUCUCAAUCAAAGGGAUUGGAUAAGUUCAAAUCUACUUUCCAAAUGUCAAGAAACACAUUCGACUAUAUAUGUUCCCUGGUAAAAGAUCACAUGAUGGCCAAAACACAUUUUUCUUUUUCAAAUGGAAAGCCAUUGUCAUUACGUGACCAGGUAGCUUUAGCUUUGAGAAGGCUAUCUUCAGGAAAUUCGCUAAUCUCAAUUGGUGACUUGUUUGGGGCACACCAUUCAACAGUGUCUCAAGUGACGUGGCGUUUUAUCGAGGCCAUUGAAGAAAAUGGACUUCACCACCUCCGCUGGCCUUCUACUGAACGAGAAAUGGCCGAGAUUAAAACCAAGUUUGAAAAAAUCCGAGGCCUUCCAAAUUGUUGCGGCGCGAUUGAUACCACACACAUAAAGAUGAUGUUAACAUCAUCUGAUCAGGGAGCUGACACGUGGCUUGAUCGCAAGGAGAAUCACAGCAUGAUCCUGCAGGUGAUUGUGGACUCUGAUUUGAGGUUCCGGGACAUAGUCACAGGAUGGCCAGGAAAGAUGAACGAUUACUCAGUUCUCCAGAGCUCAAAUUUCUUCAAACUAUGUGAGAAAGGAGAGAGGUUGAACGUGGAGAAACUAACUUUGUUAGAACAAACUGGAGUUGGGGAAUAUAUAAUCGGUGAUACUGGGUAUCCAUUGCUGCCUUGGCUAGUGACUCCUUAUCAAGGUAAACAACUUUCAGAAUCCAAAGUCGAGUUCAAUGAGAGACUUUUUGCAACUCACAUUGUUGCAAAGAGGGCAUUGGCAAGGCUGAAGGAAGGAUGGAAAAUGAUUCAAGGAGAUAUGUGGAGACCUGACAAGCACAAGUUACCGAGGUUUAUUUUCGUAUGCUGCAUUCUCCACAAUAUUGUUAUAGACAUGGAAGAUGAGGAUUCAGAUGAGGGGCCUUCGUCUCACCAUCACGAUCCUGGAUAUCGUGACGAGGUUUGUGAAUUUGUUGACGAGUCUGCUUCGAAUUUGAGGGACAAGCUAUCUAUGCAUUUAUCUGGGAGUCUGCAUUCUUAA
Molecule: messenger RNA, 1431 nt
Organism: Fraxinus pennsylvanica
Lineage: Eukaryota; Viridiplantae; Streptophyta; Magnoliopsida; Lamiales; Oleaceae
Source: the annotation of a GenBank genome assembly